CUGCCUGCUGCCCUGCCCCAUCACAGGCGCGCGCGGCCCCGCCCUCGCUGGCGCCUUUGUUAUCAGAGCCCGGGGCCCUGGGGCUCCCGGCGUGGGCGGAGCAUACUCGCUACUGCCUGGUUUGGGGGUAAGACCUGAAGAGCUAAAUUUGUUACUCCGAGCCCUUUUGGGCGGCGAGGUUCCCUCUGGGAAUAUUAGCUCACAGCCCCCCUCUCCCCACACCGGAACACCUCAAUCUUGGGCAACUAGGCUAAGGGGCUUUUUGCUCUACUGCCCCCCAUGUCACGUGCUUUCCAGGAAUUAUCCCAUUUCUUAAACUCCUAGGUAUUCAUUUUGAAACUAACGUGUUUCUCCUUUGGCUUCCUACAUUAAAAUAGUAACCCCCAGAGUGGCCCUCAACGCUGUAAACCUGGUGUCUAGCCCAGUGCCUGGAACCCACUUAUCUUCAGUCAUGGUUAUGGAAUGAAUGAAUGAGGCGUGCCUGCUUUACAGGUAAAGAAUUUGAGGCAUAGAGAUUGAGUAACUUGUCCAAAGUAACUGCCUAGUUAGUGAUGAAAUUGUUUUUCUAACCUAUUUUUUUUUUUUUUUACUAGCUGGCUCCAGGACCCGAGUUCUUAAACAGACAUUCCACUGAAAGCCAGCUCAAGACUUUGAUUACCCUCUACAGCAGACCUACUGAAGGCAUACUUCUUCAGUAAAAUCCCACACAAUAGAUAGUCUCUGCAAGACACCUGAAUCCAAACAAAAUCCUUUUAGCAAUUCAGAGGAAGAAUGUUAAAUUGAUUUUCCCUCAGAAUGAGGACCAUUUUUCAGUUUACAAUUUAUAGCCUGUUGAAGGGACAUGAUAUUGUCUUUGAAGUAUAUCAGAGCAAGGCAUCCUGUGGGUACUCUGCCAACAUAAUGCAGUAGAAAUGAUCUGAACCCUUAAGCACGCAUUCAUUCAGAUCAACUGCCCAAUAACUAACCAGAAGAGCGUAAUGUGUCAUACCUAAAUGGUAUCUGUGGCACUUUAUCCUCGAGGGGUUGUUCCAAUAUAAUGUUAGUCAUGGUAAUACCUCUUGGACAAUCCCAGGAAGAAUAAGGAAAGAGGAUACCUCACAUUAGUUUUGGCACGUAAAUAGCACGUCCAAAAAAAAAAAAAAAAACCCCAGAACAGACAACCAAAGCUAUUCUGCUCAAACCUGCUUCUGCUUUGUGACUGGUGUUAACAGGUUCUCAGUCCCCCGCCUCUUGAAACUAAAGAAUCAUCAAUUCUUCCUUCUCUUCUUCAUAAACCAUUGUCCACUCUGUUGCUAAAAAUUCUCUAGUCUCAAAAUUUGAGCUAUAAUCCCAAAGCCAGAGCCCUGGCAGUGCAGUGGCUUAAAAGCUCGGCUGCCAGCCAAAAGGUCAGCAGUUCAAAUCCACUAGCCACUCCUUGGAAGCCCUAUCGGGGCAGUUCUCCUGUAGGGUUGCUAUGAAUAGGAAUUGACUCGAUGGGCAACGGUUUGUGUUUUUUUAAUCCCAAAGCCUGGGCCAUGGUAGUAUUCAUAAAAGCUGGAAUUAAUGCACGUUCUUGCCUUUUGAAGGAGCCCUGGUGGCACAAUGGUUAAAUGCUCGGCUGCUAACUGAAAGGUUGGUGCUUUGACCCCACCAGCCGCUCAGCAGGAGAAAAGACCUGGCUGUCUGCUCCCGUGAGGAUUACAGUGUAGGAAGCCCUAUGGGGCAGUUGUGUUCUGCCAUAUAGAGUCACUCUGAGUCAGAAUCAACUAGAUGGCAGAAACAGCUUGCCUUUUUAAUCUACUCUUCACACUUUAGCCACUCUCCUCUUCAAAAAUGUUCAAUGAUAUCUCAUUGCUUAAUAGAGUCCAAAAUUCUUUAGCUCUAGUCCCAACUCACCUUCUUACAUCCCCUAACCACCCUAUGCUCCUCCAUGCUAACCGGAAAAGCAUGAUGCGUCAUACCUACAUGUUCCCAUCUUGGCAUCUUACUUUGUUCUCUCCACCUGAACACCAUUACCUGGCCCAUCGUUGCCAGGCUCACCUCAGUUGGGAUGCCAACUUCUAGACAGCGUCUAUGUAUACUUCUCCCAGAUUUAAUUAUCGUUUUCUUUCGUCUGUGGUUUCCCAGUACUUUGCUUUACUCUCUAUAAUGGUUCUUCUAACAUCCUGCCUCAGAAAGUUCCUAGACUUUUCUCCUCAGCCCUUCAGUCUUCUUAGGAUUACAAAGUUCAGUUUCUCAGAGAGCUUAAGAGGAUCUUCACUAUGAUACCCAAACCCAAACUCAUUGCUGCCAAAUAGAUUCCGAUUCAUAGCCACCCUAUAGGAUGGAAUAGAACUGCCCCAUGAGAUUUCCAAGGCUGUUUUUUUAAUCAUUACAGAAGGAACCCUGGUGGUGCAGUGGUUAAAGCGCUUGGCUGCUAACCAGAAGGUCAGCGAUUUGAACCCAGUAGCCACUCUGUGGGAGAAAGAUUUGGCAGUCUGCUUCUGUAAAGAUUUACAGUCUUAGAAACCCUAUGGGGCAGUUCUACUCUGCCCUGUAGGGUCGAUAUGAGUUAGAAUUGACUGAGUGACAGUGAGCUUGGUUUUUGGAAUCUUUACAAAACCAGAGUGCCACAUCUGUCUCCCACAGAGUGAUGGGUGAGUUUGAACCAUCAACCAUUCAAUUAACAGCCAAGCUCUUAAUCACUGUGCCACCAUGGCUCCUUACCCUUGGGUUACACAUGUUGCUGUUGAGUAAAUUCUGACUCAUAGCGACCCUAUAGGACAGAGUAGAACUGCCCCAUAGGGUUUCCAGGGAGCACCUGGUAGAUUCGAGCUGCCGACCUAUUGGUUAGCAGUGGAACUCUUAAACACAAUUGCUUUGCAAACUGCUUGAAUCACUGAGGAGCUGUUCCAGGUAUUCAUGUUCCCUGGAUCCAAAUUAGUUCCUUUCAUGUUGCAGGUUUUCAACAAACAUUGGUUGAAUGAAUAAUUGCACAACAGGAGGUUACUCCUAACUUGCUGUUGGAUAUUGAGUAGCUUUUUUUUUUUAAAGCGAACUGAAGAAAUGAUAAAGUAAAAGAGCUGAACAGAAGAUUUCAAAGGACUUCUCAAGAAGAUGAAGUAAAGUAUUAUAGUGAAAUCUGCAAAGACCUGGAGUUAGAAAACCAAAAGGGAAGAACAUGCUUGGCAUUUUUUAAGCUGAAAGAACUGAAGAAAAAAAAUUGAGCUUCGAGUUGCAAUAAUGAAGGAUUCUGUGGGGAAAAUUUCCAGAGGUAGCAUAUGCUCGAGAGCUGAUGGUACUGAAGGAGGAAGUCCAAGCUGCAUUGAAGGGAAUGAGAAAAAAACAACGGUCCAGGAAUUGACAGACUACCAAGUAAGAUGUUUCAACAAAUGGUUGCAACGCUGGAGGUACUCACUCAUUUGUAUCAAGAAAUUUGGAAGACAGCUUCCUGGUCAACUAACUGGAAGAGAUCCAUAUUUGUGCCCAUUACAAAAAAAGGUGCUCCAAUAGAAGGCGGAAAUUAUCAAACAAUAUCAUUAAUAUCACACACACACAAAAAAAAACAAAAACCUGUUGCUGUCGAGUCGAUUACAACUCAUAGUGACCCUAUAGGACAGAGUAGAACUGUCCCAUAGGGUUUCCAAAGAACAGCUGGUGGAUUCAAACUACUGACCUUUUGGUUAGCAGCUGAAAGCUUAACGACUGCGCCACCAGAGAACUUGGGUGGCACAGGGGUUAAAGUGAUUAUCUCUGCAAACCAACAAGUCAACGGUUAGAAACCACCAGCAGCUCUGCAGGAGAAAGAUGUGGCAGUCUGCUUUCGUAGAGAUUUACAGCCUUGGAAACCUUAUGGAAUUGCUGUGAGUCAGAAUCGACUCAACAGCAGGGUGGAGAUGGGGGGGCAGGGAAUAAUAUCACACAGAAGUAAAAUUUUGCUGAAGAUCUUUCAAAAGCAAUCGCAACAGUACAUCGACAGGGAACUGUCAGAAGUUCAAGCCGGAUUCUGAAGAGGGCAUGGAACGCAGGGUGUCAUUGCUGGUGUCAGGUGGAUCUUGACUGAAAGGAGAGAAUACCAGAAAGCUGUUUACCUGUGUUUUGUUGACUAUGCAAAGGCAUUCGACUGUAUGGAUCAUAACAAAUUAUGGAUAACACUGUGAAGAAUGGGAAUUCUAGAAUGUUUAAUUGUACUCACGCAGAACCCAUACAUAGACCAAGAGGCAGUUGUUCAAAGAGAGCUAGGGAAUGCUGCGUGGCUUAAAGUCAGGAAAGGUGUGCGUCAGUGUUGUAUCCUUUUGCCAUACUUAUUCAAUCUGUAUGCUGAGCAAAUAACCUGAGAACCUGAAUUGUAUGUAGAAGAAUGCUGCAUCAGGAUUGGUGAAAGACUCAUGAACAACCUGCAGUACGCAGAUGACACAACUUUGCUUGCUGAAAGUGAAGAGAAUUUGAAGCACUUACUGAUGAAGAUCAAAGACUACAGUCUUUAGUAUGGAUUGCACCUCAUCAUAAAGAAAAUAAAAAUCCUCACAACUGGACCAAUAAGCCACAUCAUGAUAAACGGAGAAAAGAUUGAAGUUGUCAAGGAUUUCAUUUUACUUGGAUCCACAAUCAACUCCCAUGAAGUAGCAGUCGGGAAAUCAAAUGACGUAUUGCAUUGGGCAAAUCUGCUACAAAAGACCUCUUUCAAGUGUUGAAAAGCAAUGAUGAGGCUUGAAGGACUAUGGUGUGCCUGACCCAAGCCGUGGUAUUUAAAGUCACCCUAUAUGCAUGUGAAAGUUGGACAGUGAAUAAGGAAGAUCAAAGAAGAAUUGAUACCCUUGAAUUACGGUGUUGGUGAAGAGUAUUUAAUAUACCAUGGACUGCCAGAAGAAUGAACAAAUCUGUCUUGGAAGAAGUACAGCCAGAAUGUGCCUUAGAAGCGAGGAUGGCAAGACUUUGUCUCAUGGACUUGUUAUCAGGGAGACCAGUCUCUGGAGAAGGACAUCAUGCUUGGUAUAGGGUUAGUGAAAAAAGAGAUGGAUUGAUACAGGGGCUGCAACAAUGGGCUCAAGCAUAACAAUGUUUGUGACGAUGGCGCAGGGCCGGACAGUGUUUCAUUCCUUUGUGCAUUGGGUCGCUAUGAGUCGGAACCAACUUGACAGCACCUAACAACAAGUCAUUUAAAGCACUUAGAGGAAGAAGGAUAUUUAUAUUAACUACCUAGUAAAUUCUAUUUUAACUAUUUAAAAAAAAUGUGAAAUAGUAUUCUCUAGUCCCUCUGGAUUUAACAAAGUUUUCAUAGUUUUUUGUAAAUACUGUCCAUUUCCAUUGCCAUCGAGUUGUUUCCGACUCAUAGCGACCUUGUAGCACAGAGUAGAACUGCCACAGGGUUUCCAAGGAGCGCCUGGUGGUUUGGAACUGUCGACCUUUUGGUUCGUAGCCGUAGCUUUUCACCACUAUGGCACCAGGGUUUCCAUAAAGAGUGUAGAAUCUUGUAAAUUACAUUCAAAUUCCCUAAUAGGUGUUGUAUAUCCCCUAUGCGUGUAGACCAUGAGAUGUAACUAUCCAAAUACACUUUCACUAAAAUUUGACAAAGUAACUCCAACUUAAAAAAAAAAAAAAAUCCUAUUCUUAAAAACAAGUUUUGAGUUUGUCAGAGUAUUUAAAAAAAAAAAGCAAACUAUGUAUUACUGUGUAACAGUUAUCUCACAGUUUAAUAUCUUUACUUUUUAAAGCCUAGCUAUUAAAGUUUUUUUUUUUUUUUAAAGUUUAAGUGUUGUUAAGGACUUUAAUAGGUUUCUGUAGCACAGCUGCCAAGUUAUAACUUUCCAGAAUUUAAAGUAGUUCUUUAGUGCUAGAAGAACUACAUGUACUGAGGGUGUGCUUGCACUAGGGAAGUCCUAAAAGUGGUCACCACCAGAAAAAAAGUUAUUUAUUCCCUGAUGAACCACAAAACCAGGAGGUCAGUGACCAGGAAAAAGCUCGUGGCUGAAACCAUCCUAAGGGAUUGCGUUGCUUAGGAAAUCAGUGAGAAGUUGGUGAGCAUUUGGUCUCUUGCCCAAGGCCAUAUUAUUCAAGUGUUCUUGCCAAAUUAGCCCAUUUCUGCCUCUGAAAGGAUAGAAGCCGCCCCACACACCCGGUGAAGAUUGUUCCACUCAAUCUCAUCCUACACCCAGAGAAGCAAAUCCAUAGUCGGCGCACGGGCACACACACACACGCGCGCGCACACACACACACACACACACACAAAAACGGGGAAAAAAGCAAGCGGAGAGGUAAAGAGUUGCAGAGUGGGGACCAGCAGGAGCAAGAAUUGCGCGCCAAGCCCCGCCCCUGUUUCCUAGGUAACUGGGUAAACAGUCAUCCGUCUACUUUUCCCUGUGAACUCAGCUAGAUGUUAAGUGGUGGGCAGAAACAGUGGGCAGGGAGUCCGAGUGGGGAUGUGCUCUUUCGUGAGAGUGGGGUCCCCUAAGGGAAUGAAGUCCCCCAGGGAAAUGAGAACUUCCCUUGAGCCAGGCGCAGCUUUCCCACUAGAGAUGAGCCCCUUUGGUGGAAUGAACGUGCCUGGCGGGACAUCUCUGAGCGCGGAGGUCGGGCUCACCCACCCAGGCAAGGAUGAUUUAGGAAACAGGAGGGUUCUCAUGGGAACACAAUAUCCCACGGAGUUGGGGCUUGGAGUAGGGUUAGGAAAAGAAGAAUCCCGAUGGGGAGAGAGCCCCAUGGUUAAUACUAAGUAUGAGAAGAGGAUGGAGCCGCAAGAAACAAAAUCUCCACUGAGCAAGGGCCUUGAAAUAGGAUUAGAAAAACAGAGUAUUUCUGGGCUAGAGUUGAAAAUCCCCACGAAGUGGGAUCAUUUAGGAGUGAACAAGGUCUCAGUCUCUCAGGAAACAAAACCUUCUCUGGGAAUGUUGCCAGGAAGAAUGGGGUUAGAAAAUAAGUGUCUUCUGGCAGGAUGUCCCCAUGGAAGGAUAAUACAGCCUCCCUUGCAUAUGGAGUGCGGAAGUCCACAGGUUCUAGAGAGCAGGAGAGGGCCUGUGGCUAGUGCCCUUGAAGGGACAGAGGCGUCAGUGGGAAAGCAGCCUGCUUUGGGUAUUGAACCUAGACAGGAACUGGAGAAAGACUCUGCCUGUGUUUUGAUGAAGCCCAGUGCAGAGAUGAUGCGUCCAGUGGAUGUGGACACUGGGCUACCCCAACCAGAGGAGCCAGAGCCCCAGAUGGGCUUAGUGAUAGAACCCCCUGUAUGCCAGUUUGCCCAGCAACCUGAAGAGAAAAAGGAGGAGGCUGAGAACACUGAACUAGGGGUGGAACCUCCACAUUGCAUCAGACCCAUAUACUCUGGAAAAUUUUUUGAUCGAACGCCUCACUGGCCAAGUGCAGGAAAAGUUACUCCGAUUGGAUACAGAGUUUCAAACUGCUUGACUGAAAAACUUCCCAGGCUCAUCACUCCACCUGAGGCAAAAAAGUUUUUCAACUUCAGAUAUCCACCUGCUGGAGCUGAAAGAGUGUUUUAUGGCAGAGCAAACGAUCCUCAGAUUGCGCCUACUUUGACCCAUGGCAUAAAAUCUAUACGCUCAAUACCGGCAAGCAUGUUGAUAAAUCCACAGCCUAUUACCACAUUUCAACAAAAAAUUAAAGAUAAAAAAGAAUCUAUAUAUUUUAGCAAUCGACGAGCACCAUUAGGAAAAUCUCAUGACCAGACACCAGGAUUUCCUAAAGGAAUGGAUAUGAUCAAUACGACCUUUGGGACAGCAGUCAUCAGAGAAGUCUCAGCUAGAGAUGUGGUGAAUCCACCAAAAUCCUACGAAAAAGUAUUUAAAGAAGGAAAAGAAGGGCAUGAUCUGUAUGUUGUUUCUCACAAUGACUAUAGUGCAGGGGAAGCAAAGAACAGAAAGUAUAACCCAUCAAGUUUCCAUAGGUUUAACUUGUAUGGAGUCCCAACACCACAUUUUAAUGAUGGACGAACCAUGGCAAAAACUUUGUAUUGGCUCCAUGAACUACAAAUCAAAAGAGGCGCUAAGGUUGUAUCCAAGAGAGUCGAUGAUUUCAAGGAAAAGUUUCAACAUCAGCUCGGAAGAGUUUUAGACCCCAUUGCAGAAACAAUGAAUGUUCUCCCAGACCACACAUUUGGAGCUUGCCUCCGUCCUGAGGAGUAUGGAGUUGGUGAUCUCAUCCACAAUAGACUUCCGGGUGAAUAUCUUCGAGGCAAGGACAGACAGAGAGCCAUGCUUGCCGCGGUUCGACAUCACCUGAAGACAGUCAACUGCCAAAAGUUUGACACCUUGCUGGCAGCCUUCAGGCACUAUGACAAGAAGGGAGAUGGGAUGAUAGAUAAAGCUGAGCUGCAGGAAGCUUGUGACCAGGCCAGCCUGCAUUUAGAUGAAAAACUCCUGGACCAGCUAUUUGACUACUGUGAUGUGGAUAAAGAUGGCAUGAUUAACUACUUAGAAUUCGCAAAUUUUCUUAACUGGAAAGACAAAAUGCCUCUUAAAGAAUAUGAAGAGAGGGUCAUUAUUAAAGGUCGUAAACAAGAUUGUACAAAACCUACUGAAUCUAAUGUUCCAGAAUCUGAACCAGCUCUCCUGAUAAAGCCUGAUGAUGUGGUCUUAAAAGAACCAGGGAGCUCAGAAAAGACACUUCGGACACUUCUGAGACCAAGUGAUAAGGUGUCUAAUGAAUAUAAGACGUCUUCUUCUGAGAUCAGCGCAGUUGUGGGAGCCGUUCCUUCUGUCUGUUAUCCUAUCUAUGGUGUUCCAACCGUUCGGUCUGAUAUUCCUGCCCCCCGGAUUCGUCGGGUCAGCGAUAGAACUAAUUAUGGUGAAGAGGGCAAUGCUUAUUCUUUACUACAUCCUACCGUCUUCAGCCAGAAAGGAGUAUAUGAAAGGGACUUCUUCAAGACCAGAUCAAAAGAAGAGAUUGCACAGAUAUUAUGUAACAUUGGUGUCAAGCUUUCUGAUGAAGAAUUUGAAAAUGUGUGGAAUCUCGCAUCAAAAAAACAUCACAGCGGAGAGGUUUGUGUAGAGAGCAUCAGAAACGUUCUAGAUGAGCUACAGCAUGCAGACCGGAUCAAGUGUAAAACAACCAUGUGAUAUUUUCGAGUUCAUUCAUUCAAACAAAAGAAUUGCUAAAUUUAUAUACCUGUUGUUCAUCUAAAAUAUU
Molecule: messenger RNA, 9093 nt
Organism: Loxodonta africana (African savanna elephant)
Lineage: Eukaryota; Metazoa; Chordata; Mammalia; Proboscidea; Elephantidae
Gene: EFHB
Product: EF-hand domain family member B
Exons: 13
Coding region: 6378-9023 (881 amino acids)
Molecular function (GO): calcium ion binding
Source: RefSeq, a predicted model, not a curated record